GGGUGCUCCCCUGUUCCCCUUUUGCCCUCUGUUGCCUCUGCUGCUGCUGUCGACCUCGUUGGCACCGAGUCGGUCGGCGCUGCGUCUGCCCCUAGCGGGAGGCGCCGCAACGGCAAGGGGAAGGGGGGCAAGGGUGCUGGGGGAGCGGGCGGGGGCGGUGGUGGUGGCGGUGGGGGUGGCGGAGGGGGUGGGGGGGGCGGUGGGAGUGGUGGCGGGGGUGGGGGCUCUGGUGGCGGUGGCGGAGGCGGCGGCGGCGGUGGCGUUGGGAGUGGAGGAGGCGGCGGUAGCGGCGGUGGCGGCGGUGGCGGCGGGGCUGGCCGGGGUGGCCCAGUCGGGGGUUGCUAUCUUUGA
This is a messenger RNA of Closterium sp. Naga37s-1, 351 nucleotides long. The record is from the annotation of a GenBank genome assembly. NCBI's taxonomy places the organism in Eukaryota, Viridiplantae, Streptophyta, Zygnematophyceae, Desmidiales, Closteriaceae.